AGAAUGCAGAACCGCUGCCCGAUAUGGAGAGUUAAGUUAUCACCAAAUAGAAGUUCAGCCUGAUGACCAAUACAAAACAGUGUUUCAAACUAGAUAUGCGCACUAUAAGUUCACAAUGAUGCCCUUUGGACUACCCAACGCGCCAACCAUGUUUCAACGUUGUAUGAACGAUUUGUUUAGGCCGUCUUUAGAUAGAUUUGUGAUUGUAUACUUAGAUGACAUUCUAGUGUUUAGCAAGACCCUGCUGGAGCACGAAGCUCAUCGGAGGCAGGUCUUGGAGAAGCUGGGAGAAGCUAACUUCAAGAUCAACGCAAAGAAGUGCGAGUGGGCAAAAACACAGGUAUUGUACUUGGCCCACAUCCUAGAUGGAGAUGGCAUAAAGCCUAAUGACAGCAAGAUAGCAACAAUUAGAGACUGGCCAACUCCUCACGCAUUGACAGAGUUGCGGUCGUUCUUAGGAUUGGCAAAUUACUAUAGGAAGUUCUCUCCCAUCGCUGCUCCCCUUCGCAGAUUGCUAAAGAAAGGAGCGAUCUGGAAGUGGGACCAAGACUGUACAUCGGCCCUAAAAAUAUUGAAGCAGGCGUUGAUAGAGUACCCAAUCCUCAAGACGAUCAGGAAUGCCGACCCUCUCCCACGCAUCGACGAUCUUCUCGAGCGACUGGGCGGCGCCAAAUUCUUCUCCAAACUGGACCUCAAGUCGGGAUAUCACCAACUCGAGAUUCGCAAGGAGGAUCGCUACAAGACCGCGUUCAAGACAUGGUAUGGGCAUUUCGAAUGGUUGGUCAUGCCGUUUGGCCUUACGAAUGCCCCAGCCACUUUCCAAGCGGCUAUGACAACGGAGUUCCGCCACAUGCCGGAUCCGUUUGUACUCAUCUACCUCGACGACAUCUUGGUGUACAGUCGGAGUUUGGACGAGCAUGUGGAACACCUGCGCACCGUUUUGGAGCGGCUACGACAGGCCAAGUACAAAGCAAACCGCAACAAGUGCGAGUUCGCACAGCAGGAGCUGGAGUACUUGGGCCACUAUGUGACGCCGAAAGGCAUCCGUCUGCUCGCGAACAAGAUCGAGGCCCUACGAGUGUGGCCCAAGCCCACCAACACCACGGACGUUCGCUCAUUCAUGGGGUUGGCGGGCUACUAUCAACGAUUCAUCACCCGAUACUCCAGGAUUGUUGCACCUAUGACGAGGUUCACAUGGGUUACGGACAACAAUCCACUGACCUACUACAAGACGCAGGAUACAGUGAGCAGCACGAUCAGACGAUGGAUGUACUUCAUCGACCAGUUUGACUUCACACCGAAACAUCUUCUCAGCCUCUCCAAUCCCGCAACGGAUGCACUCUCGCGAAGACCUGAUCUUUGCACUAUGACUCGUCAUGCCUUCGCGUUCAAUGAGGAGCUUCAGCGACACUUCAUCCGGGCAUACCAGUCUGAUCCGAACUUCGCCACCCUAUAUGCACAGCUAUAUUCGGAUCAUCCGCCGACCAGCCAUUACCGCAUUGUCGACGGGUACUUGCUCCUCCACUCGAGAGGCAAGGACUUACUAUGUGUCCCAGGCGACCGUCAUCUUCGGACUCGCCUCCUCGGCGAGUAUCAUGAUUCACGACUCGCCGGCCAUUUCGGGGUCAACCGCCCUAUUGAACGGCUUCGACAGCGAUUCCGAUGGCCUGACCUCAUUACCGAUGUCACUCAGUAUUGCGACUCAUGCGAAGUUUGCCGACGCAGCAAACCCCGCAACCGCAAUCCCUAUGGCGAGUUACACCCGAUGCCUAUCCCACGGGAACCCAGUCUCUCCAUUGCCAUGGAUGUCACCGGUCCAUUCCCUCGCGACCGGCUCGGGCACGACGGCAUCCUCACGGUGGUGGACCGAUUGAAGUCCGACACGACGAUGAAACCAAGUUCGGCUCGGCAUCCACAGACACAUGGGCAGACGGAGCGAGCACAUCAAACCGCUCAAAUGCUUCGUACGCUCAUCCGUUCGGACCAGAAAGAUAGUGUUGACCGCCUCCCCGACAUCGAGUUCGCCUACAACACUUCGGUGCACCCGGCGAUCGGCGUGACUCCAUUCGAGUUGCACCACGGUGGACGAAGAGGCCAUAUCUUCGGCGACCUUCUCCUCCCUCGACCAGCCGACAUUGACGCCGCUUGCUCCCCCGCUUCCGUUCAGAAGUACAGGGACUUGCUGACUCAAGCCCGCGCGAAUAUGCAAAAGGCUCAAGUCCGCAUGCUGCAUCCAGCCAACAGGCGUCGCGUGCCAUGUCCUAUCCGCGCCGGUGAUCUGGUUUGGGUCUCCGCAGGAGAGUUUGCACUGGAACAGGAUGUUUCACGCAAACUACUUCCCAAGUGGUUUGGACCAUGGUCUGUGACAGCAGCCGCGAGCGAUGAGCCCGGUGGCCUUUCAUUUGUGAUCAACAUUCCAGAGCAUCUGACGGUCCAUCCAGUCUUUCAUGCCUCGAAGAUGGGAACUUACACGCCAGCCAAGAACGACGACUUUCCGGGCCGACGAUCGCAGGACACUCCUAUGGAUGGUCAUCAGGAAGUUGACCGCGUCAUCACCGAUCGCAAGUACGGCAGCAAGCCGCGGCAGUACAAAGUCACAUUCAAAGCGUGCGAUCGCGACGACACUCGGUGGAUUUCAGGAGCAGAUUUGAAAGCAUCUGCACCCCUGAUCUACGCACAUUAUGAAAAGCGAAGGUUAGCUCAGGACGCUUCACGACCAGCCCCUCCCACCCGGACUGUGGUCCCUCCCUCAAACAGACAGCUUCGCCCUUGCAGGUACCACGAAGAUGGAGCUGGAGCGAUGGCGCCUCAGUCAGCUGCAUACAUUGAAGACCGAGGUCUAGAAGCUGCAGUCGACGAACGCGGACGACAAUCCGAAGAUGUACAAGAUGCCAACUUUCAACCUGSAGAGGUUCGACGACUACACGCAGCCGGAUCCCGUCCUCUGGUGAGAAGCAUUCACAACCGACUCAGGAUUCUGCCAGUAGCCAAGCAAGCGUACAUCGGCGCCCUGUUCCUGAACUCAAAGGGMGGAUGCCAGACCUGGUUGAGCCACCUGGCAACCUCCCACGACGUCGACGUACCAGACUUGGAGGACGUAAUCACAUCGGAGGAACUGACACGGCUGUGGAAGAAGCGGUUCAUCGUCGACGACGCGCCGGCACUCGCCAUCAACCGUUUGUUCACCAUGUCACAGGGCAACACAGCAACACAGGACUGGCUCACGGAGUGGCAAAAGAUUGCGGCUGUACCCAAUUUGAACCUACCAUUCGAGCAUCUACGCCGUGAGCUCUACAACAGGUCCUAUGCGACAUUGAGCCAGGCUCUUGGUGAUCGCGAGCAGUACUCAACCUUCGCGGAGAUCAUUGACAAAGCGAGGGAGAUCAUCAAGACCAACAGGUCAGCUGCACACGAGAAAUCAACAUCAUGGCAGCCGACCUAUGUGGAGAAGGUACGAACUGGUCCGCGACAGCAGCACUUCGCUGCAGUCCAGCAGGACAGUGGAGAUAACCCAGCAGCCACUCCAGCAUCAAGUGACGGAGAUCAGGUGGCCGCUGUCCAGCCGCGAAGCACCAACAAGUCCCGCAACAAUGGGAAGGCGAAAUCCGCAUCGCAGGCCGGAAAUGGACAGCCAGGACAGUUUCCAUGGGUCAAGUUUGGCUUGACCGAGGCGGAGUACAAGGUCCACGGCCGCUACAAAGAUUGGGUUCACCGCCUCCCCGACAUCGAGUUCGCCUACAACACUUCGAUGCAUCCGACGAUCGACGUGACUCCAUUCGAGUUGCACCACGGUGGACGGAAAGGCCGGAUCUUCGUCGACCUCCUCCUCCCUCGACCAGCCGACAUUGACGCUGCCUGCCCUCCCUCUUCCGUCCGGAAGAACAGGGAAUUGCUGACUCAAGCCCGCGCAAAUAUGCAAAAGGCUCAAGUCCGCAUGCAGCAGCAAGCCAACAGGCGUCGCGUAYCAUGUCCCAUCCGCGCCGGUGAUCUGGUUUGGGUCUCCGCGGAAGAGUUUGCACUGGAACAGGAUGUUUCACGCAAACUGCUUCCCAAGUGGUUUGAGCCUUGGUCUGUGACAGCAGCCGAGGGCGAUGAGCACGAUGGCCCUUCAUUUGUGAUCAACAUUCCAGAGCAUCUGACGGUCCAUCCGGUCUUCCACGCCUCGAAGCUGGCAACUUACACGCCAGCCAAGAGCGACGACUUUCCGGACCGACGACCGCAGGACSCUCCUUCUAUGGAUGGCCAUGAGGAAGUUGACCGCGUCAUCUCCGAUCGCAAGUACGGCAGCAAGCCGCGGCAGAAUAAAGUCACAUUCAAAGCAUGCGAUCGCGACGACACUCGGUGGAUAUCAGGCGCAGAUUUGAAAGCAUCCGCACCGCUGAUCUACGCGCAUUAUGAAAAGCGCAGGUUAGCUCAGGAAGCUUCACGACCAGCCCCUCCCACCCGGACUGUGGUCCCUCCCUCAGACAGACAGCUUCGCCCUCGCAGGUAAGCUCGGUUCUUCAAGGAGGGGGGGGUGUGGCAUACUAUGUAGCCACACAGGGCCCGUCCCGGACAUUCAGCCUAAAAGCCUAAAACUU
This is a messenger RNA of Chara braunii, 4580 nucleotides long. The record is from the annotation of a GenBank genome assembly. NCBI's taxonomy places the organism in Eukaryota, Viridiplantae, Streptophyta, Charophyceae, Charales, Characeae.